CGAUAUCCUUGCUGGAACUCAGUUUUUAUUCGCUUUAAAGCUUAAUUGCUGCACAUGCAGUACGCACAUGAUCGUUUUCAUCAAUCACCCUACUCGGGACCACAAGGUCUCUUCGCUAAAAACCUCUAGCGAAAUCUGAUACUAGAUGUGGGAAUAUGUCUCGUUGUAAUGCCAGUCGAUUUAAUCUGAGUUCUCUCACCUGCGCCGAAUCUUCACCACCAUGGCGUGUUGGCUAGUGCUGCUCUCUGCGCUUUUUUUGCUAGCUGGUUCAAGUGCCCAUCCACCCAUGCGAUUGGCUACCCAUUCGCGUCCGAAAUUAACUGUUCGCUCCCAGACAGACACAGCGACAACUUUGCCAGGAAACACAACUAUCACAGACUUGGACUCUGCAAGCUACGUCAAUGUUUUCAUUGGCACAACCAAUGGAGGACAUGUCUUCCCCGGUGCCACUCUUCCGCAUGGAAUGGUGAAAGUUGGACUCGACACUGAUUCUCCAGGAAAUCAAGCGGGUUACGAUGCCAAUGUAAAUUUCAAUGUUACCGGCUUUUCGCAGCUGCACGAUUCAGGGACUGGUGGUGGCACGUCGCUAUCCAACUUUAAGCUCUGGCCUCUGCCUGAAUGCGGGUCAUUCUCAUCCUGCAACACGUCCAUGUUUGUCAGAAAGACGUUACGGAAAGUCCUCCCUGAUGGUUCUCCCGACGAUGCUGGUUCACCUGGUUACUUCGCAACGAAUCUUUCUACUGGAGUGCAGGUGGAGUUGACUGCUUCACGUCGUACUGCACUUCACCGUUAUACAUUUCCGCCUUCGUCACGUGAACCCCGUAUUGUUGUGGACAUCACCAAUGACGGCCUGAUCAGCAACACAGAACCCGUUGUUAACGUUAACACUACUACUGGGCGCGUCACAGGAGGAGCUAGGUUUGCUUCAUCGUUCGGUCCUAAAAGAUACAGUGUCUACACUUGUGUAGAUUUCAAAGGCGACGGGUAUGACUUUGAGGCUCCCACUGAAUACGGGGUUUGGAUGGAUAAUGCCCCUGAGCAGAAUAGCACACAGCUCAUCCAAUUGUACUCUGGCUUCGUGUCCGAAAUGGGUGCUCUGCUGACUUUUCCGCCCUCUUCGAAUUCGAUUCAUACGACCAUCCUCGCACGUGUCGGUGUUUCAUUCAUUUCCUCCGACCAGGCCUGCGCCAAUGCCGAGUCAGAGAUCCCGGACUUCGACUUCGAUGAAACCGUCGCAACAGCUCGAGGAACGUGGAACGAACUCCUAUCCCGAAUCCAAGUCGAUACUCAAGGCGUGGACAACGAAAUUACUGAACUAUUCUACUCAUCACUUUACAGGACGCACAUUUCUCCCGCUGAUUACACUGGCGAAAACCCCAACUGGAGUUCCACCGAGCCUUAUUAUGAUUCCUUUUACUGCAAUUGGGAUACUUACCGUACCCUGUAUCCUCUAAUGUCGCUUCAUGACCCGGAGGUGUUCGCCCGCAUCGUUCGCGGAAUGAUCAACAUUCAACAGCAUGAAGGUUGGUUGCCUGAGUGCCGCGGCGCUACUGUUCAGCAAUUCAUCCAAGGUGGAAGCAACGGCGACCCUAUUCUCGGAGAGUUCUUUGUCAAAUUUUAUGAACAUGCUAGCGCUCUGAAUGUCUCAGCUGAUGAUCUGUACACUGCCCUUCUUGCUGAUGCGGAAGAACAAUCACCCAACUGGAAUCUCCAAGGAAGACAGACAACUGUCUGGAAACAAUACAACUUCAUCCCUUCCGACAUUUAUGGCUCGGGAGGUACCGCCACCAAGCAAGUCUCACGUACACUAGAGUAUUCAUUCGGUGACUUUUCCAUCUCGCAAGUUGCAAGAAUUCUCAACAAAACGGAUGAUGUAGCCAAGUACCAAGCCCGAGCUGGAAACUUCUUCAAUGUCUGGAAUGAAAUGGUUACACUUCCCGGGAAUUCCUCAAUCAAGGGUAUGAUGCAGCCUCGCUUCGCAGAUGGGCAGUGGAAUUACACAGACCCUCGUCAUUGCAGUGUAAAUGAUCCUCUCCAAUCAACCUGUUACCUUGAUGCUACAAACCGCGAUGGUUUCUAUGAGUCAUCCCCCAUGGUGUAUUCUCAAUACGUUCCUCAAGACACAGCCAAGUUGAUCUUGUUGCAGGGAGGCAACGAGUCAUUCAUAAAUCGACUUAACUUGAUCAUCGACCAGAACUACUUUGACGUUACAGAUGAGCCAUCUCAGCAAAUUCCUUUCAUGUACCACUACGCCAAUCGGCCAGGCCUCAGUACCCAACGUUCCCGGAUGAUAAUUUCCGAGUCUUACAACACCACGGUCAGCGGUCUUCCGGGUAAUGAUGAUUCCGGUGCCAUGGCCAGUUACGCCGUUUUCUACCUCGCGGGCAUGUACCCGCUUCCCGCAACACGCCAAUUUCUUCUCGCUUCACCCUACUUCCCGAAAAUCACAUUCUAUAACCCGCUUUUCAAUACCACGACGACGAUCAUUGCCCAUAAUUUCAGGGGCAACCCUCAGAGUGGCAUUGGUGGAACUGUCUUCGUCAAGAGCGUGACUAUUGAUGGCCAGCCAUGGCAUUCAAAUUGUUACCUAGACUGGGAUGUCUUCGUCAAUGGUUCCACCAUCGAACUUGAGCUCACAAGCGAUAUCAAUAUUACUUGCGGAGAGGGAUCUGACGCUUUGCCUCCAUCCCUUUCGACUGGUGGAUACAGUGGAUCAAUGUAAAAAGAAAAUUGAGACCAAUUAGAUAGACCACGUUCAUAUCUCGGUCUGCCUUGUGGAAAUGAAUUUACUUUCAACUC
This is a messenger RNA of Suillus subalutaceus, 2799 nucleotides long. RefSeq names its product glycoside hydrolase family 92 protein. NCBI's taxonomy places the organism in Eukaryota, Fungi, Basidiomycota, Agaricomycetes, Boletales, Suillaceae. Bases 221 to 2722 code for a protein of 833 amino acids. The transcript has 23 exons. The record is from RefSeq and is a predicted model, not a curated record. Gene Ontology annotation, cellular component: nucleus; cytosol. Gene Ontology annotation, biological process: glycoprotein catabolic process; protein deglycosylation; carbohydrate metabolic process. Gene Ontology annotation, molecular function: carbohydrate binding; peptide-N4-(N-acetyl-beta-glucosaminyl)asparagine amidase activity.